Molecule: messenger RNA, 1569 nt
Organism: Homalodisca vitripennis (glassy-winged sharpshooter)
Lineage: Eukaryota; Metazoa; Arthropoda; Insecta; Hemiptera; Cicadellidae
Exons: 1
Coding region: 1-1569 (522 amino acids)
Molecular function (GO): catalytic activity
Source: RefSeq, a predicted model, not a curated record
AUGCGCUCCCUCAACACUGGAUUUGAUGAACUCCAUGCCCUUGUGCAAGAUUUCGAUUUUGAGGUAAUUGGUGUCACUGAGACAUGGCUUGACCCUUAUACUCCUUCUCUCAGUUACGAGAUGCCGGGUUAUACUUUUUUGAGAGCUGACCGCAGUCUCCAGCCUGGUGGUGGCGUUGCUGUUUACAUCAAGGACUGUCUUAAAUUUGAGCGAGUCGAGCUGACCGAAGUUGACCCUAGUAUUGAACACAUUUCGUUUAUUGUCAGAAUGAGAGAGUGUAAACUAGGGGUUGCCAUCGUCUACAGACCGCCUGAUGUGAACUACACUUGCCUAAAAUCUCUGUUCCAGUCUGUUUUUGUGGACAUGGCUGUUGAGGUUAACUCUGUCGUCUGUUUGGGUGACAUCAACGUUGAUCUGAUGUCCAAUACCUGCAGUGCUGCUGGCUACCUUCGUCGUCUGAUUAAGUCUCACAACGUUGUACAGCACAUCAGUGAGCCGACUAGAGUUACUAGCACUUCAGAAACAUUGAUUGAUCAUCUGAUUGCUGACAAAGCUACCAAAGUAGAAAAGUAUGGAGUUAUAGACACAUCAAGUAUUAUUGAUCAUCGAGGAUUGAGAAUAACAGACCACAGACUCAUAUAUUGUAACUUAAGAUUCGAACAAGAGAAGACUCAGGCCAAGUUGAUAAGGUACAGAGAUUACUCCAAAUUUAAUUUUAAUGAAACAUUGGCAGUGGCUGCUGAAGUGGAUUGGAGUAGAGCAUGUGAUCUCAGCAGUGUUGAUGAUAUAGAAUAUUUCAUAACUUCCAACAUUAAAAGCAUUUUUGACAAACAUGCUCCAAUUGUCACUAAAAGAGUAACAAAAAAUAAGGCCCCCUGGAGAACCCGAGAAGUUAUAGAACUCACAAAAGUGAAAACCAGGUUGAAGAGGCAGUUUCUUAGGAAUCAGAAUGAUGCUAACUGGUCAGAAUAUAAAAGAGCCAGAAACACACUGAAUAGUGCUAUAAGAUCGGCAAAGAAGAGAUAUUUUGAAGAUAAUCUGGCCAAUUGUAGAGACUCUAGUAUUUUCUGGAAAUGCUUACGGCAGAAUGGUAUAGUGGGGUCAAAAGAUCAAAAACUGCCUCCAAACAUGAAUACUAAUGAUAUAAACAAGUACUUCACAGACAUGGGCACGUCUUGCGAACCAGAUGAAGCAUUGGAGCAGUUUUAUGAUAUGAACAGAAGGGUAGGACUAACUAACGAGUUUAAGUUUAGGAUAGUUUCACACAAAGAGGUGGUGUCAGCAAUGAAUGAAAUUACCUCUAAGGCAGUAGGAACAGACGACAUCGGUAUUGAUAUGAUAAGAGCAGUAAGCCCAUAUGCUAUUGAUGCCAUUACCCACCUUGUAAAUAUGUCCUUGGCAAGAGAUGAGUUUCCACAGACAUGGAAGAUGAGUAUAGUCAAACCAUUGCCGAAAACACAGAUACCAACAAGUGUUUCUCAUCUUAGACCCAUAUCAAUCUUACCAGCCAUGUCGAAAAUAGUGGAAAAAUUGGUUGUGAGACAAAUUGCGGAUUUUGUUGAUGAGUAA